AUGGGGAACGCAGUCAGGGCCCUGGUGGCCCUCAUCCCUGCUGACCGCUGCCAGAAGUUCGUGGCGGGUGAGCUCCAGGAGAUGCCCCUGGACAGGACGGUGGACCUCAGCGGGCGCCAGCUGCGCCGCUUUCCCCUGCACGUGUGCGCCUUUACGGAGUUGGUCAAGCUGUAUCUGAGUGACAACCACCUGCACAGCCUGCCCCCGGAGCUGGGCCGCCUGCAGAACCUGCAGAUACUGGCCUUGGAUUUCAACCACUUCCAGGCCCUGCCCCGAGUGGUGUGCACCCUCAACCAGCUCUGUAUCCUCUACCUGGGCAACAACAAGCUCCGCGACCUCCCCUGGGAGCUCAGCCUUCUCCAGAACCUCCGGACCCUGUGGAUUGAAGCCAACCGCCUGCCCCGGCUGCCGGAAGUAGUCUGCGAGCUGCGCCUCCUCAGGACCCUGCACGCAGGCUCCAACGCCCUGCGCGGGCUGCCCGGCCAGCUCCAGCGCCUCGGGGAGCUCCGGACCAUCUGGCUCUCAGGCAACCUGCUGAGUGACUUCCCGCCGGUGCUGCUGCACAUGCCUUCCCUGGAGGUGAUUGACGUGGACCAGAACCACAUCCAGCACUUCCCCAGCCUGGCCCACCUGUCAGGCCUGAAGCUGGUCAUCUAUGACCACAACCCCUGCAGGAACGCACCCAAGGUGGCCAAGGGCGUGCGCCGCGUGGGAAGGUGGGCGGAGGAGACGCCAGAGCCCGACCCCAGGAAAGCCAGGCGCUAUGCUCUGGUCCAGGAGGAAAGCCAGGAGCCGCAGACACUUGCUCUCCCUCCUCCCCUCCUUCCUCCAGGCUCUUGA
Molecule: messenger RNA, 840 nt
Organism: Ochotona curzoniae (black-lipped pika)
Lineage: Eukaryota; Metazoa; Chordata; Mammalia; Lagomorpha; Ochotonidae
Gene: LRRC10
Product: leucine rich repeat containing 10
Exons: 1
Coding region: 1-840 (279 amino acids)
Molecular function (GO): protein binding
Source: RefSeq, a predicted model, not a curated record